Molecule: messenger RNA, 1900 nt
Organism: Austrofundulus limnaeus
Lineage: Eukaryota; Metazoa; Chordata; Actinopteri; Cyprinodontiformes; Rivulidae
Gene: mpv17l
Product: MPV17 mitochondrial membrane protein like
Exons: 4
Coding region: 293-913 (206 amino acids)
Biological process (GO): mitochondrial ribosome assembly
Cellular component (GO): membrane; mitochondrion; cytoplasm
Source: RefSeq, a predicted model, not a curated record
ACUAACCCAGAUCGGUGGAAAUCUGUCGUGCUGAGUGGAGUUUGACAACCAAGAGGGCCACACCGUGUGAAAUUAUAGCGCUUUUGCAACUUUCAGUACUUUAGAAAUAUGUAAUUUUUUUUAUGUCGUCGGUGUUUUUUAUUUUAUUUUAAUUUUUUUAAUUGAGACACGGGAGAAAACGUAGAGCUCUGUUCGUUUUAGUGAUGCUCGCCUUCGGGUUGGGAGAGAAAAUCACAGCGCCAACAUAAAACACAUUUUACACCCGCAAGUCUGAGAUUUUAGACAUAAAAUCAUGUUACAGGCGUUUCUGAGAUGUGUCCGUCGUUUCCCGUGGUUCGCGAACGUCACGCUCUACGGCUGUCUGUUCGCCGGAGGAGACCUGGUCCACCAGCGGUUGUCUCGGAGGGACGAAAUGGACUGGAACCAGACCAGGAACGUCGCCGUGGUCGCCUUCAGCUUUCACGGCAAUUUCAGUUUCUUCUGGAUGCGGUUUCUAGAGCGCAGAUUUCCUGGAAACUCCGCCGGGAUGGUGAUGAGGAAGCUGUUCCUGGACCAGGCGGCGGCGGCGCCCCUGGCUACAACUGUGUUUUACACAGGCGUCAGUUUCCUGGAGGGUAAAGAGGACAUCUUGGAGGACUGGAGGAAUAAAUUUCUGAAUACGUAUAAGACUGGACUUAUGUACUGGCCUUUUAUGCAGUUUCUGAACUUUGCCUUGAUGCCCCCGUACAUCCGGACCGUCUUCACCGGCUGCUGCGCCUUCGUCUGGGCCAUCUUCCUGUGCUUCUCCCGUCAGACCGGUGACGGUACAGCUGGAGCCGCUCUGGCUUGGUUGUUCCCUCCUAAAGAAGAGUCGGCAGAAGAGAUGGUGGACUCUAAGCUGAAGGAAGCUGCAACAGCUAAACCCGUGCAGUAGCAGAGUCAGCUGUUGACGAAGGGAGACGAGACAAGCAGCAGGUCCAGGUCCAGUUCUGUGGCUCUGUGGUUCAUAUCUCAGUAACACUGCCAGACUGAAAUGUCCAUCAUUAAUGCUGCAAGGUUUUAUUCAGCUCUUUGAAUGUACACAGCACUGCAAUAUUUAACAAUUAACAGGAAGAAAUAAGUCGAACAAUCAUCUUGUUUUUCUAAUUUCUCAUCAAGUUUUGUGUUUUUUAUGUACUGAAUCAUUUUAAAGAAACUUGAAUGUGUUACAAAGAAUCUCCUCCACWGUGUGGAUUGGUAGCUGAACGAUUAGUUUGAUAUUUUAAUUUUGCAAAGAUAAUAUUUGAACAUGUCCGUGUCAAAUCCUGGUACUUUUUAACUUUUAAAGUAGUGGCAUGUAAUACUUACAGUUUGAAUAGCAACUUAAUUUUAUUUAUUAAAAUCACAAACCUGUUUUUCAGGCUUUAAAUGAUUGUGUUUUUUCAAGUUUGCAGUUUGAUUGAGGAUUAUUUGAAUGUAAAAAUGCUGCCUGCCUGUUUCACAUUUAUAAUCUGACAUUCUGACAUAUUUGAACAAAGAUUAAAUGUUGUGUUUUAGAGGAUUUAAGAUUUAAUGAAGAUUUUCUUGUAUUUUAAGUCUUUUGAAGAGUUUAAUUUAUUUUAAAAAAUGGUGCAGCUCAGAGGAAAAACUGCCUUUUAACUCAUUCUUUUUGUUUCUAUCCUUUAUUUAAAGAGUUCAUGAUGCUGUAAGAAUAUAUCAAUACUGGAUUAAUUAAAUUGUUAUUGUUUAUUAAUCUAUAAUGGAAGAGUAUACACAUGUUUAUCAUAUUUAAAUUGUGUUGAAGGAGCAGUAAUUUGACAUCAGUAUUGUAUUUGAGUGAUUUAUUUAAAUGAUUUGAGUGAUUAUUUGUAAAAUAAUGUGCAAUACUUGAACUGGAAAUUAAAAGUAUUUUUACAAUCUUGUUUGUUGUUAACAAAUCAUU